This is a messenger RNA of Necator americanus (New World hookworm), 1548 nucleotides long. RefSeq lists its product as uncharacterized. The record is from RefSeq and is a predicted model, not a curated record. The transcript has 12 exons. Gene Ontology annotation, biological process: L-glutamate catabolic process. Gene Ontology annotation, molecular function: L-glutamate dehydrogenase (NAD+) activity. Gene Ontology annotation, cellular component: mitochondrion. The coding region runs from base 1 to 1548 and encodes 515 amino acids. NCBI's taxonomy places the organism in Eukaryota, Metazoa, Nematoda, Chromadorea, Rhabditida, Ancylostomatidae.
AUGGACGCUCAUCAACAACUACUCGAUUCGCAGAAACCUAUGGAUGAACAGAGCAAUCCAUCUUUCUUCAAGAUGGUUGACUAUUUCUUCGACAAAGGAGCAGCUGUAAUUGAACCGAAACUAGUUGAGGAACUGAAAUCGAACUCAAUGAGUACUAAGGACAAGAAGAACCUUGUCAACGGAAUCCUUAAGUCCAUCAAGCCUGUUAAUAAGGUUUUGUACAUCACUUUCCCUAUUCGACGUGAAAACGGUGAAUUUGAAGUGAUUGAAGCAUGGCGAGCACAACAUUCCGAACAUCGCACUCCCACCAAGGGAGGUAUCCGUUACUCGCUUGACGUGUGCGAGGAUGAGGUGAGAGCUCUGUCGGCCCUGAUGACCUACAAAUGUGCGGUUGUGGAUGUACCUUUUGGAGGAGCAAAGGGAGGAGUCAAAAUAGAUCCUAGGAAAUAUACCGAAUACGAGAUUGAGAAAAUUACUCGUCGUAUCGCCAUUGAGUUCGCCAAAAAGGGAUUCCUUGGUCCCACCGUCGAUGUGCCAGCACCUGACAUGGGAACCGGAGAACGUGAAAUGGGUUGGAUCGCUGACACCUACGCUCAAACCAUUGGCCAUAUGGAUAGAGAUGCAGCCGCUUGUAUUACCGGAAAACCAAUCGUUGCUGGUGGUAUCCACGGACGAGUAUCUGCAACUGGCCGGGGAGUAUGGAAGGGUCUUGAGGUGUUCUGUAAGGAAAAGGAAUACAUGGACAAGGUUGGACUUACACCUGGACUAGCAGGAAAGAAAAUUAUUAUCCAAGGUUUCGGUAAUGUAGGAUUGCACACAAUGCGAUACUUGCACAGAGGAGGCGCAAAGAUAAUCGGAGUACAAGAAUGGGACUGUGCCAUACAAAACCCGAACGGAAUUGAUCCUAAACAGCUCGAAGAAUGGAGAGACAAAAAUGGAACCAUCAAAAACUGCCCUGGAACAACGAACUUCGAACCAUUCAGAGAGCUCAUGUUCGAGAAGUGUGACAUCUUCGUUCCUGCAGCUUGCGAAAAGACCAUCACAAAAGAAAACGCGCACAAAAUCCAAGCCAAGAUCGUUGCCGAGGCUGCUAAUGGACCUACCACACCUGCUGCUGACAAGAUCCUUCUCAAGCGUGGCAACUGCCUGAUCAUCCCUGACAUGUUCUUGAACUCGGGUGGUGUGACUGUUUCCUACUUCGAAUGGCUGAAAGACCUCAACCACGUCUCGUAUGGUCGACUAAGUUUCAAGUAUGAAGAAGAGUCCAAUAGGAUGCUUCUUCAGUCUGUGCAAGAGUCCUUGGAAAAAGCUAUUGGUAGAAACGUCCCAGUGACACCGAAUGCGGCGUUCGCAGCUAAAAUCGCUGGAGCUAGUGAAAAGGAUAUCGUACAAUCCGGUCUCGAAUACACAAUGUUACGUGCUGGUGAGGCCAUCAUCCGAACUGCUCACAAGUACAACUUGGGUUUGGACAUUCGUACUGCCGCCUACGCUAACGCAAUCGAAAAAGUCUACAAUACCUACAGGACACUGGGUUUCACUUUCACAUAA